AGUUGAUAAAAACAAGUUGUACGGCCGAUUAAACCGUAUAUUAGACUUCGUUCUGUAUUUGUAUCUUCUGUUCGAUUUAUAAACAUGACUUCUUAUACAGUUUUUCUGGUUUUUACGAUAUGUUUGGGAACAUUGUUCAGUUAUAGUUUGGCUUGUAGUGAAAUUAUACAAAAUGUGUCUAUUGAAGUGGAAGAUAAAGAUGGAGAGUGGUCUAAUAUAACUUUGAAUGGAUGCAUACAAAGAUCAAAUCUUAAUGGUAUAACAGUCAAGGAGAUUCGUAUUAGACAUCAAAACAUUUCCAAAUUGGGCAAAGAUUACGUGAAGCAUUUGAUCAAAUUGGAUACUUUGGUAUUUGAAGAUUGUCAAAUCGAGUCAAUAGCACAAGGAGCUCUGAGAAAUUUACCAGUCAUCAGACAUGUUGAAAUUACGCACAAUCCUAUUAAAAAAAUUACUGGAGGUAUAUUUGACGUAUUUGACACAAUCAAGGUUCUAAGACUGAACAACAACCAAAUAAAUUACAUUACCGAUGAAGCUCUAUCAAAUAUGACGGUAACCGAAGUAAAUUUUAGUCACAACAAUUUCUCAAUAUGGAAAAGCGUUUGGUUCGCUCAUUCACCUUACAUCGAGAAACUGGAUUUUUCUUUCAACGUCAUUACAGCUGUACCGAAACGAGCAUUUGACGGAAUGCCUGUACUGAAAGAACUUAACUUCGAACAUAAUAAAAUAUCCGCCAUAGGUUCCGGUGCCUUUAGAAAAUUAUCGUCGCUACAAGUUUUAAAUUUGCGCAGUAAUGUUUUAACAACAAUUAAUGUCGAUGUAUUUGGUGAUAGAAUAUCGAUAAACAGUAUGAAUUUGGCUUCCAAUCGCUUUAACGAUAUACCAAUUGAUAUUUUUGGAAAGUUGAAACUAAAAGAAAUUUCACUCAGUCGCAAUCCAUGGAUAUGUCCUUGUUUAAAUAAAUUAUAUAAUUUGUUGUUUAAUAAAAGGGUUAAAGUUGUGCCGGCCGAUAGUUGCAAGCUAGAUCAUUUACCGAUUUGUAUUGUAAAUGACGUAUGCGGAUUUCCUCAAAGUAAUAGAGGCAUUGUACAGUUUUAUAGUAUCAUAGAUAAAUUGCAAGAUGUUGAUAGAGAAUGCAUUGGGUAUCAAUGAUAUAGAUAGAUGUUAUAUUCUAAUGCAUUAUCAAUAGAAAUAUUCUGCUUUACUCUUCUUACUUCAUUUGUACCGUUACCACAUCCAUACCGUUGACAUCAACAACAGAAUACCCUCUUUUUUGGAAAUUUAUUUGUCCGUACAAAGACUCUGGAUACGAAGAUCAGAUUCAUUGGUCCGUACUACAUUAUGUAAGCCAGUCAAGGUUCACUGUCUGUGAUAUCAGUCAAUUUUUUGGCUUUUUUGCCAACCCGAAAAAGUCAUUCUAGAAGUAAGAAAAUGAACCAUGAGCCAAGGUGCAAACAAAUCAGACAGUCAAACUCUGAAAAGGCAUUAAUAUAAAUAAAAAUCUACAAUACAUCAAAACUUAUAUGUUUGUAUACAUUAUUUAUCGUUUUUCUCUCGUUUUCACAGAGUUUUAUUCAUUUAUAGGUAGCAAGUAGGUAGUAGAGACCAAGUGAUUGACAAACAACUACUUUCACAUGGCACUAACGUCAUCUACAUGAUUUGUUUUAAACUAAGUCGGUUUGUUAUAGUUAUCUCACCCGAAAUGGGUUCGAAAUAAUAUUUAAAUUUCAAAUGGUUUGUGAAGGGAAUGUCAUAUGGCGCUAUAGAGUUUUAAUGAUCAACGUAACCUCUUUGUUUCAUAUAACCUAACCUUGUUCAAAUAUGAAUUCAUACUCGCUCUAUAACACUCAUUAAUAUUUAUACUCUAUAAAAUUUAAUUUGGGUAUUAAACAUUUUAUAAAACAUACGAAUAGCAUAUCAAGAGUAUACUAAUCGAAAAAAGCCUUCGCGUAUUAUUAAUAUAGUUGUUGAUUUACCAAUGUAUCGAGAUAAAAGUUCAAUGAAAGUUUCAUUGGGUAUGGGUAUCGAUCUAAAUAUCGAUGGUUUCACGAAAACAUCGAUGUUUCUUCAAUCGAUGAUUUUCUAUAGAUAUUUUGCAGUUAUCGAUGGUUUCAAAUAAACAUCGAUGUUUUGGUAAUUUCAAUAAUUCCUAGUUGUUGAAAAGCUACUUCAAUUAAUAAAUUUCAAAUUUACCAAGAUUAAUUAUUUCAUUAUUUGACUCCCCUCCCAUAAAUAAAGAAGUUUGUGGAACAGGUGUACGUUUGGAGUGAAUUCAGAUCAGAAACAAUCGAUAGAUAAAUCAAUGCCCGAAGAACUGUCGUUAUACUUAAAUUCCCCAAACGAAAAGAUUCAGCAGUACCCUCUGGCUUCCUGGAAAAUGACUUACCCUACUAUUUUUCAAGUAGAAUUCAAAUAUGUGCCUGUAAUGGCCACUUCCGUUCCAUCUGAGCAUCCAUUCUCCCAAGCAGAUCUGAUUUAGAACUCUCUCAGAAAUCGCCUCUCAAAGGAUAUGGCUGCGAGACUUAUUUUUCUGAAUGAACUAGAUGACAAAUUUUGAAAAAUUCAAUACCCAAUAUUUUAAUAUCAAAAUUUUUAUCUUUUUAAUAUUAAUUGAUUAAUUGUUCUAUAUUGUUUUUUUUUGUUUUUAAUUAUGAUUACAACUUAAAUUGUAAAAUUUAUUUCGUUUUAAUAAAGUUUGUUUUGAAGAUCAUAA
This is a messenger RNA of Diorhabda carinulata, 2710 nucleotides long. Its product is annotated as leucine-rich repeat-containing protein 15-like. The coding region runs from base 85 to 1149 and encodes 354 amino acids. The transcript is spliced from 3 exons. Lineage: Eukaryota; Metazoa; Arthropoda; Insecta; Coleoptera; Chrysomelidae. Gene Ontology annotation, molecular function: protein binding. The record is from RefSeq and is a predicted model, not a curated record.